This is a messenger RNA of Eublepharis macularius, 2763 nucleotides long. RefSeq names its product transmembrane serine protease 13 (gene TMPRSS13). The transcript is spliced from 13 exons. Bases 135 to 1556 code for a protein of 473 amino acids. Lineage: Eukaryota; Metazoa; Chordata; Lepidosauria; Squamata; Eublepharidae. Gene Ontology annotation, molecular function: protein binding; serine-type endopeptidase activity. The record is from RefSeq and is a predicted model, not a curated record. Gene Ontology annotation, cellular component: membrane. Gene Ontology annotation, biological process: proteolysis.
GAGUGUGCCUGGAAGACAGGCUCUGUUGCCAGUAAGCUGGGCUGGCAGCCCUUGGUGGGAAGGAGCUCUCUGCUGCUCAACAUGAGCUCUGGGGGCUGAAGUGACCCCUCCAGCUGUGGGCUGGAGAAGAGGCCAUGGAAGGGGAGCUGUGCCCGGAAAGCCCAGCCCCCCAGCAAGGUGACCGGGCUCCCUGCCCCCACAGCCCAGCCGCAGCCCAGCCAACCCUCCCCCCCUUCGAGGCUGCCCAAGGAGUGGCCACCGGACCCCCUGCUCCGGACCCCAGACUGGACCCUCCACCUGCUGUGGCUCCUGGGAACUCAACCGCCACCUUCAAGGCCUCGUGGGGCAUGGGCCAGAGGAGAGCGGCCCUCGUCUUCUGCCUGCUGGCCCUCAUCGUGCUGCUGCUGGCCCUCAUCCUGCUGUUCCUGUUCUGGAGGUCCGGCACCGGCAUCGUGUACAAGGAGCCCGAGGAGAGCUGCAGCGACCGCCCGGUGCGGUGCGACGGCAUCGACGACUGUUCGCAGCGGAGCGACGAGCUGGACUGCGUGCGCUUCGGCUGGAACCGGUCCCUGCUCCACGUCUACUCCGGCGCAGAAAAGCAGUGGCUGCCGGUGUGCAGCAGCAACUGGACUGAGGGCCUCUCUCGGAAGACCUGCCGGCAGUUGGGCUUUCUGAACACCUCCCAGACGGAGUACGUGCCUCUGCCCUCCUCUGGGAAAAGCCUCGUGGUUUCGGGGGUGCACAGAACCAUCCAGCAGAGUCUCAACAGCUCCCGAUGCCACACUGGCGAGUACGUUGCCCUCCGAUGCCCUCGAUGUGGUCAAAGGAUGUCUGGCCGCAUCGUUGGAGGCACCGAAUCAUCGGCCAGCAAAUGGCCCUGGCAAGUCAGCCUCCAGUAUGGAUCGACCCACAUUUGUGGAGGCACCAUUAUCGAUCCCUUGUGGGUACUCACAGCUGCCCAUUGUUUCUUCAUGAACAACCAGAAGGUCCUGGAGGAGUGGAAGGUGUACGCUGGGGCCUCUGACCUGAGCCACCUGCCUGAGGCCAUCCCAGUCUCACAAGUCAUCAUCAACGCCAACUACAGCAACGACCACGACGACUACGACAUUGCCCUCAUGAAGCUGGGGAGGCCCCUCUCCCUCUCAGCUCAGGUCCGCCCCGCCUGCCUGCCCAUGUCUGGCCAGAAGUUCCUUCCUGGGCGGACGUGUUCAAUCACUGGCUUUGGGAAGACGAGCGAAAGUGAUGAGAACACCUCCCCAAAGCUGCGGGAAGCAGAGGUGAAAAUCAUCGACUACAAGCUCUGCAACAGCCAGAACGUCUACGAGGGCUCCCUGACGCCACGGAUGAUGUGUGCAGGGUACUUGCAAGGCGGGCGAGACUCCUGCCAGGGGGACAGUGGCGGUCCUCUGGUCUGCCAGGACAGUAGCCGUUGGUAUGUGGCCGGAGUCACCAGCUGGGGGACAGGCUGUGGCCAGAGGAACAAGCCAGGGGUCUACACUCAGAUCACCCAGCUGCUCAGCUGGAUCCACAGCAAAAUGGAGAGCCAGAACAACUGACGAGAGGACGGCCACCCCCGCUCUGCUCCCGUGGAAAGGCGGUCAUGCCGCUGGGCCUGCUGCCGCUUCCUGCCCUGGGUCAAUGAGGGUGCCACCCUGGCAGAGACCAGCUCUGCAGCCCCGAGCGGCCCACUGGCACGUGGGAACUGCUCUAGUCACCGGCUUCACAUGGCUGGGCGGUGCCUCUGGAGAGCGAGCCCAGAGCUGAGCAUUUGGGGCAGACGUUCCAGGGGGAGGCAGAAGCGCCUUGUCCUUGGCAGAGAAGCGGCGUCCUCCUUGGACCAGACUGUGCUGGCAGAAGGGGGACAGGAACGCCUCUCCCUUCCAGGCACCCUUAGUGUGCAGCUGCAGCAGGAACGGAGGCCGCUUUGGAAAGCAAGAGCCAGAUUCAAGCUCCAAGGCCAGCGGCCACAGCUCCUUUGGGCUGGUGGGGCUCUCCGGCAGCCCUCCGGGUGAUCCAAGGGCAGAGGCGGAGAGACACAGCCCUGUUAGCAUCUCUCUGUGCCCCACCUAAGGACCUGGGGCGCUUUGCAUCUGUAGCCGGACAUGGGCCAAGAACGGGCUUCAGAAGGAGCUGAAAUGUAGCCCCCCUCCCUGGGAAGGCUCCCUUCCCCCUUCAUCCUGUUCUGCUCAGCCUCGGAGAAGCAGCCCAUUGAAGCCACCCGAGCAGGUUCCCCUGGGGCCCUCCUGCGUGCAAAAAGAGGCAUCCUCAAUGGAGCCGCAGCCUCUCCCCUCAUAUAGGGAAAGCGCCUGCCUGAGACUAUCCCGAGGAGGCAGUCCUGACCCUGCGAGGCCAGCGGGGGCCUGGGUCGGUAGGAGGCAGCUUCUGACACGCCUCAUAGCCUCUUCAGGUGGGGAGGCCUCCCUCUGCUUGCCUUUGCAUAAGGCAGUGUUCUCCUGCCCCUGUAACUACCCGGGCACUCCUGCGCUGCUAUGCACAGUUGCCUAGCUGGCGAUGCCAGUGAUGGAUCUUCGGUGCCAAAUAAAUUCCAGGGGCACCUUUCAGCGGAAAUGGACAGUGAGUAUUACGUGGCUGCCACAAAACCGGAGGACAGAAAUGCUGGCGCAAAACCCUUUGCUGCGCGAUGGCCCAGCAGGCCAGUGCCAGAGCCCGUCAAGGAUCCCAAAGACUGCAGAACCCACCACUGCCGAGAGCACGUCUGCCAGUGCUUAUUGCUCCUGCAAAUACAGUUUAACGUGAACCGAA